AUGACUUAUCAUGCAUCAGCAACAUUUUCUGAUGGAUUCAAUGUUGGUGAAAUUAUUUGGGCAAGACGUAAUCAUGAUGGUACAUAUUGGCCAGGAAGAAUAUUAUCUAUAUCGAACAAUGUAAUUGAUACAGUAUCUACUCAUAAUUAUUUACAAGAUCAAUCCUGGUCUUAUCUUAUUGAAUUUUUUGAAUAUAAUCAAACAAAUUGGACGAUUGAUAUUCUACCAUAUCGACAAUACCGAGAUUAUAUGUCAAAAAAUUUAACUCUCCAUUAUGAGUCUUAUCCACAAAUAAAAUAUCAAUUUUUAAAUGCUAUUAAUCAAGCUGAUUAUGCUAAUAACAAUGAAAAUCCUCAUCCUAUUAAAUCAGAUAAUUACUCAUCACCUUAUUCUUUUAAAACCAAUCACAAUGACAAUUAUAUUCCCACAUCAAAUUCUAUUGUUACAGUUUGUGGAAAUUCGAUACCAUAUAACAUGAACGACAAUUCGAUGGAUUCUUAUUCUCAAACAUCAAAUAUUUAUUAUCAAUAUCCAUCGAAUUGUUCUUAUAAUAAUCAAUUAUAUUUAAACAAUUAUUGUUCAUAUAGCACGCAAUUUCAUUUUUCCUCGGCAGAUCAAUUAUCAAUUGAAACUAAUUUAAAUCCAAUAACACAAUUAAAUAAUAAUUAUCAUCAAUCGCAGAACGAUACUAUGAAUUCUCAAAUAGAAACUUUCCAAAAACAAAAUUCCGUUAUUAUAAUUACAUUAAAAACUUAUUCAAAUUCAUCAUUUAUUUCUUAUCUUUUCAAUUGUCUCUCAAAUAUUUUUCAUUCUUCAAUAAUCUAUAUUGAUGAUUNUUUUUGUUGUAAACUUAAUUAUUUACUACCUUUCACCGAAAAUUUUUUCGGGGCAACACUAAAAAUGCUACGGAGGAACUAUUUGAUCAGAAUAACUCGUUAA
This is a messenger RNA of Rotaria sp. Silwood2, 939 nucleotides long. NCBI's taxonomy places the organism in Eukaryota, Metazoa, Rotifera, Eurotatoria, Philodinida, Philodinidae. The record is from the annotation of a GenBank genome assembly.